This is a messenger RNA of Miscanthus lutarioriparius, 1338 nucleotides long. The record is from the annotation of a GenBank genome assembly. NCBI's taxonomy places the organism in Eukaryota, Viridiplantae, Streptophyta, Magnoliopsida, Poales, Poaceae.
AUGCCCGCGCCGACCGCCGAGCCGGCGCUCCCGGCGGCCUUCCUCCUGCGCGUCCCGUCCCCGCUCCUCUCCACACCGCUCCCCGGCGCCGCACUCUCCGCCUCCCCCGCGCCCUCCUCCUCCUCCCACCACCAUGCCUCCUUCCUCCCGCGCCCGCGCGGGGGGCCCCGCGCGCUCUCCGUCGCCAUCUCCGUGCCGGGCCCCACUUCCUCAGCAGCGGCGUCGCGGCUCCACCAGAUGUGGGGCGAGUUCGCGCGGUUCGUGCGGCUGCACGGGAACCAAAUCGCGCCGCUCGGGUUCGCGUCCCUGGGCCUGGGUCUCGGCGGCGGCGGCGGCGGCGGGGGUAACGCCGGCGGCGGUGGGGGAGGAGGAGGGGAUGUGGACGGGGUAGGCGAGGUGGAGGAGGAGGCCGCGGCGCGGGCCGAGGCGCCGAAGAAGGUGCUGAUCCUCAUGAGCGACACGGGCGGCGGUCACCGCGCGUCUGCCGAGGCCAUCAAGGCUGCCUUCACCCAGGAGUUCGGCGACGACUAUCAGCUAGCUCUGUCUCUCUCCGCCUCUCUGAAAUUGCCACUUCUUUAUGCAGAGAGGUUGCAAAAGGAUGAACUGCGAAGAGAGUUAGGCAUGGAUGAAGAUCUGCCUGCUGUUUUAUUAAUGGGUGGGGGUGAAGGGAUGGGUCCUAUUGAGGCCACUGCUAAAGCGCUUGGUGAUUCUCUGUAUGAUGAAAACCUAGGGGAACCCACUGGUCAAAUACUUUCGAUAAAUUGGAAAGUUCCAGUUCAGGUGAAAGGCUUUGUUACAAAGAUGGAAGAAUGUAUGGGUGCUUGUGAUUGUAUCAUUACAAAGGCAGGACCUGGUACAAUUGCAGAGGCGAUGAUCCGUGGCUUACCAAUUAUUCUAAAUGGUUAUAUUGCUGGACAGGAGACGCAGUCAGUAAAAGCCACACAAAUAGAAGAUUGUUGUACUGUCAUAGAUUUAUAUACUAUAUACCAUGAGCUCAAGCUUAGCUCUAAAUCAUGGCUAGGUGCCCGUUUUGACUGUAAACCGGAUGCGAUGCUGCUGCUAACAACACCUAUUGAACCUGACGAAGAUGAUUGGUGCUGCCAACGCUGCCCGUACGCCGCCUCCAUGUACUUUGACACUUUGACCCUUCCUACACUCGCCAUCUUCCUUCUCUGUCUCCCUGUCUUCCUCAUGACCAAUCAGAAUGCCACAAUUUGGAAGAUCAACAGAAGACUGCCAGAGGCACAAGCGGUCCUAGAAGGAGCACUAUGGAUGGUUCAAGGAUUUCUUCCACUUCCGCCAAUUUUCUAUCUGUUCUUACCCCAUCCCUUACCCUAA